CCUCAUGUGGUGGUUGCGCACUUGGAGAGGUCGGAGAGGAGUCGUCAGCUCCAGCUUCCCUCCGUCAAAAUCUGACUCCUCUUGGUUUUCCGCAACUCUCCCCCGCACACAUUUUAGUGUGAGGUACUCAUUUUUAGCUCUCCGUGUAGUUUGUGUUUUUCAGACUUUCCUUCCACUUGAGGUCUGACGCCUUAAUUUGCGAUUAUCCUGACUGCGCGACUGUGCGUACUGUGAGUCGACGGAGAAGAAGCACCUCCUCCCGCUCCAGUCCAGCGGCGAUCGAACGAUAUUCGCGAUCAGCAUGACACACUUUUCAGGAUUUGUGAGUUGAUGUUGUUUUCCUGGUAAGGCUGCAAAUGCUCUAUUUCUUGACUGAGAUGCUCCCCUGAGUUAAAGUUCACAUCUUGACGAAGGCUUUCCUGAGAAUUACUCACCCGACAGCACACUAUGGCUUCCAACAUAAUUGUGGAGCAGCAGUUUUCUCACAAAUUCACAGUGACGGUUGUUCGAGCCGAGAACGUCACCAAGGGAGCGCUGGGUGACCUGUUGGACACCCCGGAUCCAUAUGUGGAGUUGUUCAUCCCAACGGCCCCCGAGAGCAGAAAGCGGACCAAGCACAUAGACAACGACAUCAACCCAAAAUGGAACGAAACCUUUAACUUCAUAUUGGACCCCAACCAGCAGAAUGUCCUGGAGAUAACAUUAAUGGACGCCAAUUACGUGAUGGAUGAGACACUUGGAACGGCGUCCUAUGACAUCACCAAGCUCAGCGUAGGCCAGACAAAGACAGAGUCUUUUCUCAUUGGCAAAGCAACCAAAGUGUACUUAGAGAUGUCGCUCGAGAUCUGUACCAACCUGGACCUGCGGUUCAGCCUGGCCCUGUGUGACAAAGAGAAGCAAUUCAGACAGACCCGCCGAGAGAGAGUGAUGCUGGGCAUCAAAAAGCUGCUGGACAUGGAGAAACCUCGUUUCCUUCCCAGCUCUCCAGAGGAGGUACCGGUUAUCGCCAUAGCGGGCUCAGGAGGUGGUUUCCGUGCUAUGGUCGGCUUCUCAGGUGUGAUGAAAGCCUUGUUUGAGUCUGGGGUCCUGGAUUGUGCCACAUACAUCGCCGGCCUUUCCGGAUCCACUUGGUACAUGUCCACUCUAUACUCACACCCUGACUUUCCAAGUAAGGGCCCAAAGGACAUCAACAAAGAGCUGAUGAACAGAGUUAGCAGUAACCCACUGAGGCUGCUGCUGCCCCAACACAUCACUAACUACAUCCAUGCCCUCUGGAGCAAAAAGGCCACAGGGCAGCCUGUUACGUUUACCGAUGUUUUCGGUAUGCUUAUAGGAGAAACGCUUAUACCUGCGAGGAUGGACAUCAAGCUAAGUAGCAUCCAGGAGAAAAUAAACCAGGCCCAGAGUCCUCUUCCUCUCUUCACAUGUCUGCAUGUCAAGCCAGAUGUUUCUGAGCUCAUGUUUGCUGACUGGGUGGAGUUCAGCCCAUAUGAAAUUGGGAUGGCAAAAUAUGGUACCUUUAUGACCCCCGACUUGUUUGGAAGCAAGUUCUUCAUGGGAACUGUUGUAAAGAAAUAUGAGGAAAACCCUCUUCAUUUUCUGAUGGGUGUAUGGGGCAGCGCCUUCUCCAUCUUGUUCAACAGAGUGCUGGGAGUCAAAGACACGGCUGGUGGCAGCACUAUGGAGGAAGAGUUAGAGCAGAUCAAACCACAGCACAUCGUUGGAGAAGACAGUCUGGAUAAUGACGACGAGCCACGUAAAGGUGGGACGGAGAACCAAGAGGCAGAAGACGAGUACCAUCGCACAGCUCAGGCUAGUUGGGUGCAGCGAAUGUUUACGUCGCUCUUCAGUGACUCUGCUUUAUUCAACACAAGGGAGGGCCGGGCCGGGAAGGUUCAUAAUUUCAUGUUGGGCCUGAACCUGAACACAAACAUGCCGUUCUCUCCAGUCAGCGAAGUCACGUGUCACGCCCCUACACCUGAGGAGGAAGUGGAUGCCGUCACAGACCCAGAUGAGUUUGAUCGUAUUUACGAGCCUCUGGACGUGAAGAGUAAGAAGAUCCAUGUGGUGGACAGCGGCCUGACCUACAACCUGCCCUACCCUCUCAUCUUGCGUCCGCAGCGUGGCGUUGACCUCAUCAUCUCCUUUGACUUUUCUGCGCGACCCAGCGACUCCAGCCCUCCAUUCAAAGAGCUUCUGCUGGCGGAAAAGUGGGCUCGAAUGAACAAGCUUCCGUUCCCCAAGAUCGACCCCAGAGUCUUUGACCGCGAGGGUCUGAAGGAAUGCUACGUAUUCAAACCAAAAAAAGGGGAAAAGAACUGCCCAACCGUCAUCCACUUUGUCCUGGUCAACAUCAACUUCAGGCAAUUCAAAGCACCUGGUGUUCCCAGGGAGACUGAGAAGGAGAAAGAGUUGGCUGAUUUUGACAUCUUUGACGACCCCGAGUCACCAUUCUCCACUUUCAACUUCCAGUACUCCAACGAGGCCUUCACCAGACUUCAUAACCUGAUGGAGUUCAACACUCUCAACAACCUGGAGGUGAUCAAAGAAGCCAUCAAGGACUGCAUCGUAUCCCGGAAGGAGAACCCCUUGUGCCGCUCCCUUCCUUUCGCCCUCAGUGAGAUCCCAAAAAAGAAAUUUCUCAAAAGUGAUCCUCGGGUAAAACCGUGGAAUCUUUUGGGAAACGAUAACCAGUAACUUGAUCUUGAACUUGAAGACUUAAAGUGGACUUUAGGGUUUUUUUUUUUUUGUUGUUUAGAUUCUGUCUUAAAGUAAAGCAUUUUCUUUUUGGAAAAUGCCAUCAUGUUGAUCUCUUUUCUAUAUGUAUACUUUUUUUAUCACACUUUUAAUUUUGUAAACAACCUUAACGUUUACUGGUAAAAGCCUUUCAUAUACAAGAACGUGUGGCUUAAUGCACCAACGUGGCUACUGGGGAAACUGUUGGUGUCUACUGACCACAAACAGCUGAUAAAGACUGGAUCAACAUGUACUGAGCGCUGCAGCUAAUGUCUGGCUGCAUCACAAACAACAGAAGAUUGUUUGAGUAGUUUCUUUAUUUUUGGGGCAUUUCCUACGUAUCUCAAACUGUACCAUCUCUUUGUUCUUCAUGUUUGAAAGAAAUGUUCCAUUCAAAUCCAUGCGCUCAUUCACUUGCCUGUCAUUCAUGAUGUGAAUGUGGACGCCUCUUGGCUUCGGUUCAUGCUGCCUACAGCAACGCUACAUUUGCAUCUUCGCUCUCUGAGUUGUGCUUUGCGUUACGUGAAUGCUCUGUAAAAAGCCUCACCUGUACUGUACCUGUUAGCUGAACUUUCCACAUUGAAUGCGCGACUACAGAGCGUGCAAAUGGUCGUGUUUUUACUAUUUUUUUUUUCUGCCGGGUGGCUCGUCUAAACAUGUAAUCCUUUUUUAGAACAUGGAAGAGGAGCUUGUAACCAUUGGUUUUGUUUGAUGACAACUCCUAAACACGCCGAGUGCAUCCCGUCUGGAUACCUCAAACAUCUCAAUGAUGCUUUUCCACCUACAGGGAAGGAGCACUCCCUGCUCUCCUGCAGGGAGUGUCUCAUAUUAAAGCCACCAUUUUGGAAAAACAAAACUCGACACCAUAGAAACAGCCCCACUUCUUCGCCCUCUCCCACUAUGCUUCUCUCCAUUGGGAUAAAGGUGUGUUUAUUUUUCCUGACCGUGUUGUUUCAGACUGCAUUUGAUACACAAGCACAGUUUGUUUUUCUCAGGCCAUUUCCUCCUGCAGCUAAUCCAAACUUGCCGCAGGACUCUUCAAACGCCACCUCCCCCCCUCCCUCCUGUACAGUGAAGUGGAGCUUAGGUCAGAGCGAGGGAGGUCUGGGUGGAGGGGUGAGUGCGAUCACGAGACCCGCUCGCACCUGAAAACAGCGGCUCUCGGCGGCGUUCAGUGAAAUUUUACACACUACACCUACACCUGCAGCAGUGGAGGCCUGGAAUCUGACACACUGCACCAAUACCUGCAAGGGCCCUGGCAGAGCUCACACACAGAGCAGUGGAAUUUUACACUGAAGCACUUUUGACCCCUAUUUGCUCAUGUUUCAGCCCUGCCGCUAGAAACUGAGAACACAAACAAAGAAAUAUUCUGGAAUUUUACUGCAGGGAUUCGCGACCGGCGAACCUUUGCAACUUGCAGCUUUAUGUUGAUUUUUUUUUGUUGUUUUUUGGCAGAUCGUUUGUGUCUGUAUUUGCAUGUUUUCCUGUAGCAUCACAGCAUUCCUUUGUGUUUGAGGGAAGCAUUUGUAUGCUUUCAUUUAUUUGUGGCUGAAUGAGGUUGAAGUUCAAGUUGUGCCAGCAGUCAGUUGGCUUAGCUCGGCACGAAGACCACGAACAGGGGGAAACAUCUAACUUGGUUUUGUCCAAAUGCAUCACAAUUAAAAUGUAUUAAAAUAACAAACAUAAAACAAGGUAUGAGUUGCAGGUAAGAGCAUUAUCUUACCUUUAGAGACAGGCCGCCAAGCUGUUCCACCUUGUUUCCAGUCCUUAAGCUAAGCUAAACUGUAACAGACAAGUAUGAGAUCGGCAUCAAUGUUUUCUUUGAGGUCAGUUCACAGAAAAAGCAUAAUUUAUGCAUAUGUACAAAAUGUUGAAAUGCUCCUUUAAGACAAAGUUUAUACUAAGUAUUGAUCAUUUUAUGGCGACAUCUUGUCAGUCUCUGUGCCAUCAAGUUAUAUUUUUAUUUACUUUGAAGCAUUAAGUUUGUUAGUUUAGAAAGCAUACAUGAGUUGUAGUCAUUUUAGCUUUUAAUGUUUUUUCUCAUAUCACAUUUUUAGGAUCUUUGUUAAUGUUUACAGAUAUUUGAUAUGCGAAAUUUUUUGCGAAUCAAGACGUACAUAAAUGCUCCUGUGAUCGUUGACUGUAUUAUAACUGGCAGAACGCCAUGCAAAAUGUUUGUGUGCAUCGUAAAAGGAUGAUAAUAAAAGAGAGAAUUUAU
This is a messenger RNA of Scatophagus argus, 4954 nucleotides long. It is a transcript of the gene pla2g4ab, whose product is annotated as phospholipase A2, group IVAb (cytosolic, calcium-dependent). Gene Ontology annotation, biological process: glycerophospholipid catabolic process. Gene Ontology annotation, molecular function: calcium ion binding; calcium-dependent phospholipid binding. Gene Ontology annotation, cellular component: endoplasmic reticulum; cytosol; nucleus. The transcript has 19 exons. The record is from RefSeq and is a predicted model, not a curated record. Bases 448 to 2697 code for a protein of 749 amino acids. NCBI's taxonomy places the organism in Eukaryota, Metazoa, Chordata, Actinopteri, Scatophagidae.